Iphiclides podalirius (scarce swallowtail) is the source of this 447-nucleotide messenger RNA. The record is from the annotation of a GenBank genome assembly. Lineage: Eukaryota; Metazoa; Arthropoda; Insecta; Lepidoptera; Papilionidae.
AUGAUCCUGAUUACGGUAGCUGGAAAGAGCGGAAAGGAGGCGAGACUGAUAUCGUACAAGGUGACUGUACUACCAAAACUGCAAUACUGUCGCGUCGUUAGCAGGGAAUGCUGCGGGGCGGGGGGCGCGGCGUACACGUCGGAGGCGGUGGAGAGGCACUUGUGCAGUUUGCGGGUACCUUGCGAGCGCGAGCGGCGCACGGCCCGCGCCGCCGCCGCCCCUCCCCCGCCGCCCCCGCCCGGCGCCCCUCCCCCGCCGCCCCCGCCCGCCGCGCGCAACCGCCCCCGCCGCCCGCCGCGCCGCCACCCGCGCCGGGCCCGUUCAUCUACAACACACACACUCGUCCGACGCCGCCCACCACCGCCGAGACGAACCCCUCCCCGCAGCCCCCGACGUCGCUCCUUACCCCCUCCACACCCCCUCAUUGCCGCACCGCUCCUCUACAGC